Molecule: messenger RNA, 1752 nt
Organism: Sclerotinia sclerotiorum 1980 UF-70
Lineage: Eukaryota; Fungi; Ascomycota; Leotiomycetes; Helotiales; Sclerotiniaceae
Exons: 3
Coding region: 1-1752 (583 amino acids)
Source: RefSeq, a predicted model, not a curated record
AUGUUUCUCCCUCGUGAGCUUACACUUCUACCAUUUCUUUCCCUCUGCGCUCCGAGUUUGGUAGCUGCGAUCCCGACUUCUCGUGCUGUUGUGCCGGAGGUUACGGUUAGGAAUGGUAGUUAUAGAGGACUGCAUAAUACACGCUAUAACCAGGAUUUCUUUUUGGGGAUUCCGUAUGCGUUGCCACCAGUAAAAGAUCUUCGCUUCCGAGUUCCUCAAAGCCUAAACGAAUCAUGGACAACCCCCAAAUUGGCAACCGAAUAUCCUCCUUUCUGUGUAGGAUAUGGAUCAGAUGAUUUUGGACAUGAAGUUGAUGAAGAUUGUCUUUAUUUAAACAUCGUUCGACCCGCAUCCAUACCCAAAAAUGCAUCUCUGCCAGUUGCAUUUUGGAUACAUGGUGGUGGAUUCUACGAAGGCGGUUCCAAUGAUGCUCGUUACAACUUAUCGUACAUUGUUCAAAAUAGUGUGGAGAUGGGCACACCUAUGAUAGGUGUCUCAGUUCAAUAUCGAUUAUCUGCUUGGGGAUUCCUUGGUGGGAAUGAGGUGCUCGAAAGUGGUGAUACGAAUUUAGGAUUUAGAGAUCAGAGAUUGGCGAUGCAGUGGGUUCAUGAAAAUAUUGAACAUUUUGGAGGUGAUAAAAAGAAGGUUACUAUUUGGGGAGAAAGUGCUGGAGCUGCUAGUGUGGGUGCACAGCUGUUGGCCUAUAAUGGACGAAAUGACCACCUUUUCCGCGCUGCAAUCUCCGAAUCCGGUGGCCCUGCUGUCCUUUUCUUCCCUGAGGCCUACUACAAUGCUUAUAAUUCCACCACUCCGCAAACUCUCUUCCAAACCCUCGUCGCAAAUACCACUUGCGCAAAUACACUCGGUUCAAACACCACAUCAACCACAUCUCUCCAAUGUCUCCGCACUCUCACCUUCUCCGAUUUAAAUUCCGCUCUCAACAUAUCAACCAGCGGAUUCGGUCCCUUUUUCCCAUACAUCGACCACGACUUCAUAGCCGAUUAUCCCAGUAAACAACUCGCCGCGGGAAAAUUCGUCAAAGUCCCCUAUCUCAUCGGCACCAACACAGACGAAGGAACCGCAUUCGGAUCCGGCUACGGACCAGACGGCAACGGUGUAAACACAGACGCUGAAUUCAUCUCCAUGCUGAACUCUACCGGUCUCCCCCCCUCCUCCAACGCAUCCCUCUCCAUCCAAACCCUCUACCCCAACAACCAAAGCGUCGGCAUCCCCAGCUUAGAAAUGUACCCCGACCUCUUCACCCCCAGCAAUCCGCUCACCGCAACCUGGGGCUUACAAUCCCGUCGCGUAUGCGCUUACAUGGGUGAUUUAAUCAUGCAUGCCCCGCGCCGUCUAACUUCUCUCUCGUGGAAAAAAUUCAAGAUCCCCAUCUACACCUACCGUUUCGAUGUCCUUGUAAAUGGACUUCCUAAAAAUAUGGGCGCGACCCAUUUUCAAGAGGUCGCGUUUGUGUUUAAUAAUACGAAGGGGGCUGGGUAUGAUACUAAUCCUUUUGGGAAUGUGACGGAGGGGUAUUUUACCCUGGCGCAGGAGAUGAGUAGGAGGUGGGUGGGGUUUGUGACGCGCUUGGUGCCGGAUGUGGAGGGGAUGGGGGUUAGGUGGCCGGAUUAUGCGAGAGGGGAGAGGAAUUUGGUUUUUAUGGGGAAUGGGAGUUUUGUGGAGGAGGAUACUUUUAGGAAGGAGGGGAUUAGGUUUCUUAUGGAGCAUAGUUUGGAUGUUUAUGGGAAGUAG